AUCGUGCACAGCUCGAGCUGCAGAAGCCAAGCACCACUAUUGUCUCCUGUCGCUGCUCUCCAAGCAGGCACGCGUAUAAUUCAAAUCCACCUCCCGCCUACCUUUCUUCUCUCGUCUUGACCACCACCACCCGUCAAGCCUCUUUCACAAUGGGCAAAGUCCUCCUCGUUCUUUACGACGGCCAUGAGCACGCCAAGCAAGAGCCAAAGCUGCUCGGAACCACAGAGAACGAGCUGGGUCUCAGAAAAUGGAUCGAGUCGCAAGGCCACGAGCUUGUCACCACCUCCGACAAGGAGGGUGAGAACAGCGAGUUCGACAAGCACAUUCCAGACGCCGAAGUCAUCAUCACAACCCCAUUCCACCCAGGUUACCUCACUGCUGAGCGCCUCGCCAAGGCCAAGAAGCUCAAGAUCGCCGUCACUGCUGGUAUCGGAUCCGAUCACGUCGACCUGAACGCUGCCAACACCACCAAUGGCGGUAUUACCGUUGCCGAGGUCACGGGCUCCAACGUUGUCUCAGUCGCCGAACACGUCGUCAUGACCAUCCUGAUCCUCGUCCGCAACUUUGUCCCAGCUCAUGAGCAGAUUGCCCGUGGUGACUGGAACGUCGCCGCUGUUGCCAAGAACGAGUACGAUCUCGAGAACAAGGUUGUCGGUACUGUUGCUGUGGGCCGCAUUGGCGAGCGUGUGCUCCGCCGCCUGAAGCCAUUCGACUGCAAGGAGCUCCUCUACUACGACUACCAGCCACUCAGCCCAGAGGUCGAGAAGGAGAUUGGCUGCCGCAGAGUCGACAGCCUCGAGGAGAUGUUGGCCCAGUGUGAUGUUGUCACCAUCAACUGCCCACUCCACGAGAAGACCCGCGGUCUCUUCAACAAGGAGUUGAUCAGCAAGAUGAAGAAGGGCUCAUGGCUCGUCAACACUGCCCGUGGUGCCAUCGUCGUCAAGGAGGAUGUUGCCGACGCGCUCAAGUCUGGUCAGCUCCGUGGUUACGGUGGUGAUGUCUGGUUCCCACAGCCAGCACCAAAGGACCACCCACUCCGCUACGCCUCUUACAUCGACUGGGAGGGUGGCAACGCGACUGUGCCACACAUGUCCGGUACUUCGCUCGACGCUCAGCAGCGAUACGCUGCCGGUGUCAAGAGCAUCUUGGACUCAUACUGGAGCGGCCGCGAGGACUACCGACCUGAGGAUCUGAUCGUGCACAAGGGUGACUACGCCACCAAGGCCUAUGGUCAGCGCAACAAGAAGUAGAUGAUGCGAACCGUGGCCUCUGCGUAACGAAUUUUAUGGCAUUAAAAGAUACCUUUUAGUUGUACAAUCUUGACCAGUUGUCGAGGCUUAGCGAGCCUGAAUUAAUCAUCAUGAGC
Molecule: messenger RNA, 1366 nt
Organism: Pseudocercospora fijiensis CIRAD86
Lineage: Eukaryota; Fungi; Ascomycota; Dothideomycetes; Mycosphaerellales; Mycosphaerellaceae
Exons: 6
Coding region: 150-1250 (366 amino acids)
Cellular component (GO): cytosol
Molecular function (GO): formate dehydrogenase (NAD+) activity; oxidoreductase activity, acting on the CH-OH group of donors, NAD or NADP as acceptor; NAD binding
Source: RefSeq, a predicted model, not a curated record